AUGGAUGUCGCUCGUACGUCCAUGAUGCAUGCGGCUGCCCCCCAUUUUCUGUGGCCGUUUGCGGUGAGGUACGCGGCGCAUCAGCUCAACCUUCACCCCCGGGUCUCUCGGCCUGCGAUGUCCCCAGCCUUGCUGUGGACGGGGAAGGUUGGCGAUGCGUCUGUGUUCCGUGUCUGGGGAUCUCGGGCGUUUGUCCGCGACUUGUCUGCGGACAAGCUGUCCCCUCGUGCUGCUCCCUGUGUUUUCCUUGGCUUCCCCACUGACGCCCCAGGGUGGCAAUUUUACCACCCCUCCUCUCGUCGUGUUCUGUCCUCCCAGGACGUCACGUUCGACGAGUCAGUCCCCUUCUACCGUCUCUUCCCCUACCGCACUCCUUCCCUCCCCCCUCCCCCGGACUUCCUUAUGCCGGUUCCCCCCCCGGUAGACCCCCUCCCCCCUCAGGUUCCUGCCCCCUCAGGUGUGUCCCAGGUAGACGCCGUUGACCCGGUCGAGGUUACUGGUGACUCUGGUGCUGCUGCGGGUGCUGAGCCUGGGGGUGCUGACUCUGGGGGUGCUGUGCGCGGGGGUGCUGAGCCUGGGGGUACUACUGCUGGGGGUGCUGGGCCUGAGGGUGCUACUGCGGAGGGUGCGGAGCCUGGGGGUGCUGAGCCUGGGGGUGCUGUGCCUGGAGGUGCUGGGUCUGGGGGUGCUGGGUCGGGAGCUGCUGAGCCUGGGGGUGCUGAGCUGAGAGCUGCUGAGCCUGGGGGUGCUGCGUCUGGAGCUGCUGAGCCUGGGGUUUCUCCUGCUGCUGCGUCUCGCCGGGAGCCCCUCUCUCCACAGGAGCUGCGCGAGUGGUUCGCUCGCUGCUGGAGGCGUGCUGCUGAGUCUGGAGGUGCUGCUGGAGCUGGAGCUGGAGCUUCUUCGACCGUCGAGGGUGCGGGUGCUGCCGGUCCCGGAGCUGCUGGACCUACUGGUCCUCCUGGAGCUGGAGCUGCUGAGGGCGUUGGUGCUGAGCCUACUGCUGUUGGUCCUGCCGCUGGAGGUGUGGGUGGCGCUGGUGCUGUCGCUGAGGGUACUGGUGCUGUCCCUGCUGAGUCUGGAGCUGCCGCGCGGCCUCGGCCGUACUUCGUUCCGCUCCUGCAGCAGGUUCUUGGUCUUUCUCCUCCAGUAGAGGGUCCACCGCCUGUCCAGUCGCAGUCCCUACUGGAGCCUUCCUCUCCACUGCCUGCUCCCUGUCCUUACACUGGUCCUACUGGAGGUCUUGCUGAGCGUCGUGAGCCUGCGUCUCGUCCCGCGUCGCCUUCCUCUCUCCCUGCGCUUGCCGACCCUGAGUCGGACUCUCUUCGUGCUGCCAGUCCUACUGUCACGCGUCUGCUUGCUACUGUCGUCACUGACCCCUCUUUUGAGUCCACGGCUGCGUCUGCUCUAGUCGCUGAGCUCGUCGACUUUGCUGCUCGCUGUCGUCUCGACUACGCUGCUAGUCUUGUUGCUGAGUCUGCGUCUGUCUGUCCUCCGUCCGUCGGGGGUGAGUGUGCUCUUGGCACGGACGUCCUAGAGGACAGGCAGGAGGAGUUACAGUGUCUAGCGGCUGCUUCACCUCAUCUCGCGUCUGUACUGCUUGCCCCUGAGGGAGACCCGGAUGCACUAGACAUCCCGACUCCGCGUUCUUACGCGGAGGCCGUAGAGGGUCCCUACUCCUCUCAGUGGCAGGCAGCUAUGGAUGCAGAGAUGGCUUCCUGGAAGUCCACAGGCACCUACGUUGACGCGGUUCCCCCUCCUGGGGCAAACAUCGUCAGUGGCAUGUGGAUCUUCAGGGUGAAGCGGCCGCCGGGCUCUCCACCUGUCUUCAAGGCACGGUACGUUGCUCGUGGCUUCAGUCAGCGGCAGGGAGUUGACUACUUUCAGACCUUCUCUCCCACCCCGAAGAUGACUACUCUUCGGGUGCUGCUACACAUAGCCGCUCAGCGCGACUACGAGCUUCACUCUCUCGACUUCAGCACUGCGUUCUUGCAGGGUAGCCUUCACGAGGAGAUCUGGCUUCGCCGUCCACCUGGCUUCACUGGGACUUUCCCUCCUGGCACCCAGUGGAGCCUCCGACGGCCAGUCUACGGUCUCCGUCAGGCACCGCGUGAGUGGCACGACACACUGAGGACUACGCUUGCGGCUCUUGGGUUUGCUCCUUCUACUGCUGACCCGUCGCUGUUUCUUCGCACCGACACUUCCCUGCCGCCGUUCUACAUCCUCGUGUACGUCGACGACUUGGUCUUUGCCACAGCGGACACUGCUGGACUCGCCUACGUGAAGUCCGAGCUGCUGAAGAGACACACGUGCACAGCCCUGGGUGAACUGCGCAGCUACCUUGGCUUGCAGAUCACUCGGGACAGAGCACGCCGCACCAUUACCUUGACUCAGUCACACAUGGUGCAGCAGGUCCUUCAGCGCUUCGGCUUCACGGACUCCUCGCCUCAGGCCACUCCUCUGCCUACUCGCCACUCACUCUCAGCUCUGCCUUCGGAUGAGUCCGUAGAGUCGAGUGGCCCGUAUGCAGAGCUUGUUGGCUGCCUCAUGUACCUGAUGACCUGCACACGACCUGACCUUGCAUACCCUCUGAGCAUUCUUGCUCGCUAUGUUGCUCCUGGGAGACACAGACCAGAGCACAUGGCUGCAGCGAAGAGGGUAUUGCGCUACCUGUGCAGCACAUCGGGCAUGGGGCUAGUGCUUGGAGGGCGGAGUCCAGUGGUCCUUACCGGCCACGCGGACGCUUCUUGGGCGGACGACCAGGCUACGCAGCGGUCGUCACAGGGUUACACCUUCAGCCUUGGUUCCGGCUCUGUCUCGUGGCGGUCUACUCGCUCGUCUUCGGUUCUCGGCUCCAGUUGUGAGGCUGAGAUCUACGCCGGGGCCAUGGCUGCACAGGAGCUUCGUUGGCUCACCUACCUGCUGACUGACCUUGGAGAGCCGCCUCGUUCUCCUCCAGUGCUGUACGUAGACAACAAGGCCAUGCUGGCCUUGUGUCGAGAGCAGCGCUUGGAGCACAGAACGAAGCACAUUGCUCUCCGCUACUUCCUUGCUCGUGAGCUGCAGCAGCGUGGUCAGUUGCGACUUGCGUACGUGGCCUCUGAGGCCAACACUGCUGAUGUGUUCACCAAGGCACUCACGCCUUGUGACCAUCAGCGCUUUUGCACCCAGCUGGGUCUUGUGCCUGUCUUGCCUCACUUGCUCUCCUCUUGA
Molecule: messenger RNA, 3210 nt
Organism: Closterium sp. NIES-65
Lineage: Eukaryota; Viridiplantae; Streptophyta; Zygnematophyceae; Desmidiales; Closteriaceae
Source: the annotation of a GenBank genome assembly